Centruroides sculpturatus (bark scorpion) is the source of this 1543-nucleotide messenger RNA. Its product is annotated as acetylcholinesterase-like. The transcript has 2 exons. Gene Ontology annotation, biological process: acetylcholine catabolic process; choline metabolic process. NCBI's taxonomy places the organism in Eukaryota, Metazoa, Arthropoda, Arachnida, Scorpiones, Buthidae. Bases 89 to 1543 code for a protein of 484 amino acids. The record is from RefSeq and is a predicted model, not a curated record. Gene Ontology annotation, cellular component: plasma membrane. Gene Ontology annotation, molecular function: acetylcholinesterase activity.
AGACGUUCCCACACUUGGUCAAGUAUCAGGAAACACGAUCAAGGUUUUGGAUAAGUAUGUUUAUGCCUAUUUGGGCAUACCUUACGCUAUGUCUCCUGUAGGCCUACUAAGAUUUCAAGAACCACAACCCACAAAAGCGUGGAAUGAUGUUUAUAAUGCUACAGAGAAAAAGGCAUCUUGUAUGCAAGAUUCAAGUCUUAAUUCCGGAGAAUGGCUUAAUCGCGAUCCAAAAGAUAUUAGUGAAGAUUGUCUUUAUAUAAAUCUCUGGAUCCCAACCGUUAAUGAGGAAGACAAACCAUUCUCAACUAUGGUUUGGAUACAUGGUGGAGGAUUCCGCAGUGGAUCCUCAAACAUGGAUGUAUACGAUGGUGCCCUUCUGGCAUCAAUUGGCAACGUCAUCGUGGCAUCAUUUAAUUAUCGUUUAGGUGCAUUCGGGUAUGCAAAUUUUGAUCACGAAGAAGCACGAGGAAAUAUGGGAAUGCUGGAUCAAGUUAUGGCAUUGAAAUGGAUACAUCAAAAUAUAGAAGCAUUCGGUGGGGAUAAAGACACUAUUACAAUUUGUGGAGGAAGUGUAGGAGCUACAUCAGUUGCUCAUCAUUUACUUUCACCUUUAACGAAAGGACUGUUCAAGAGGGCUAUACUGCAAAGUGGGAGCAAUUAUCAUAAGUUUUGGGCUGUUGAUCCCGAAGUAAAUAUUAGAAAAACUGAAUUAAUCUCGAAAGAAUUGGGAUGCAACGGAAACGAAUUAUUAAAUUGUAUGAGAGAUGUGAAUGCUGAGGAUAUUGCAACUACAGAGAAGAAUUACUUCGAAGCUAAGCAAAGUAUGUUCAGUUUUCUACCACAGAAAGGGAGCCCUUACCUUCCAGAAGAUCCAUUUGUUGCAAUCGAUUCCGGAAAGUUUCACGAAGUAGAUGUUCUGAUAGGCGAAGUCAGCGACGAAGGAUCAUUCUUUCUAUCAAUGCUCAAACCAGAAUUCAUUCGCGAAGAUGACCCAAAAUUGAAAAAGUCAGAAGCCAAAGACCUUUUAAGUAAAUUCUACGAAACAGAAGGAGAAUCUCUCGAUCGCAUAGAACAAGAUUAUUUAGACGUUUCCGAAGAAGACUACCACAGUAUCCUCAAAAACACGAUAAUGGCAUUUGGUGAUGGUUUAGUUACUUGUCCCAUAAUUCAUUUAGCAAAGAAACUUUCGAGUGGCAACCGAAAUAUAUAUCAUUACACGUUCAAUCACACUCGAAUCAAAUCGGGAACAAAGAAGUGGAUGGGAGUACCACAUAGCGAAGAUGUAUAUUUUGUGUUCGGGAUGCCUUUCGUGAAUGAAGACGAAUACACAACAGAAGAAUUAGAGUUCAGCAAAAGCAUUAUUGACAUGUGGACCUCUUUUGCAAAAACAGGGAAACCUUCCUCAGCGAACGUGGAUGAAGAAUGGAAGGUAUUCGACCAAGAAGAUCGUAAUUCGUUCUCACUUACUCUAGGAAACAUCCAUUCAGUUAAGACAGAAGUGAAUGAAAAAUGCAAAGUUUGGAUGAAUUUACAAAAAAAUUAA